UCUCCCUCAAAAGCUCUUCCCCUGUUGACCAUUCUUCCACGUUUCUCUGCAACUCUUCCAUUCCUCCAACCCCCUCUCGCCACAACACUCACCCCAUCCCACUACUCAACCAUCUACCCAAUGCAUUCCCGUUGACCCAUUUGAAUCUUUUCCAAUCUUCAAUCCGUCUUAUGAACCUCAAAAUUUCCCUAAACCCACUUGUGAAUUCGAACAGAGAUCCAGGGUCCUCCGUGCCGGAACUGAAGAAUCACUCAAAUUUUCACUCUGCGGUGGAAGGUCUCGCCGAUUUAAGGAAUCAUGAUGGUUAUGGAUGUGAUGAGCUCCAAGAGACAAAGGCGUCCAAAUGUAAGGCUAGGGGAAAUUGGGGAUAUAUCUGCGGCUUGGGCUUGUGGGUUUUCUCAUAGCACUAGAGAUAAGUUAGCUCAUAGGGAAUGGAAACAUGAUGUACUCCAAACUGUGGAUGAUGAUGAUGAUGAUAACCCCAUUGUUUUUGGGGACUUGGAGCCUUCAACUCCCAAACUCACUGUCUCUGAGUUGGGUGCCUCUCCACAAAUUUCAACAGAGUUGCAGCAGAAUGGAGAGAACAAUAAUAACCCCAAUUCUUCUGCAUUACCUUUGGAAUGUCCUCCAACUUCUGCUGGACUGAAGUUUAGUGAUGUGACCAGGAAGUGUAGAAAUAUGAAGCGUCGGGGGCGUAGUCGAAACGUUGGCUACGUCGUUCUUGGUGGCAGUUGGAGCUCGAAACAUAGCUCAGAUGACUGCUCGAUGAAUGAGAAGGACUGUGAGGGGACACGUAAUUCUGCUAAUGGUUAUGGUGACUUCUCUGAUCACCAGACACCAACCACUAGUAAAGAGGAAUGUGGCAUUGAUCAACCCUCGACACAACAAGAUCGUGAGUUAAACAACGACUCGCAGUUCAUUGGUGAGAAGGGUAGACACAAAUCUGGCAUUGUGCAGGAUCAAAUGAGAUUAAAAGAUGACGAUACGAAUGCUGUCAGUAGAUGGUUAGAGGAGGUAGGAUUUGGCAAGUAUGCUGGGGUGUUCGAGAUGCACGAGGUGGAUGAGGAGGCUUUGCCACUGCUGACCAUUGAAGAUCUCAAAGAGAUUGGCGUGUUUUCUGUCGGGUCUCGGAGGAAGUUGUAUAACGCAAUCCAACAGUUAAGAGAAGGCGGAGGAGAAGGAGAAGGAGAAGGAGAAGGAGAGGAGUAAGGUAUCUGAAAGCUUAGAAAGCGAAAUGCGCACAGAACCACAGAAACGCUCGCGCUCUUUUAAAGUUUAUCGUUCGAUUGUGCAGGAAAAGACCAUGGAUGUACAUAUUCCUCUAACAUCUUUUGUAUUGGCUACAUGCCUGAACACCCUUAACUUCCUUUUGGCAGUAAAGUUAAUGGCUUCAUUUUGAAGAAAAAUAAUGAGAUUCUUGUGUUCUUCA
Messenger RNA from Cucurbita pepo subsp. pepo (vegetable marrow), 1429 nucleotides. RefSeq lists its product as uncharacterized. Gene Ontology annotation, molecular function: protein binding. NCBI's taxonomy places the organism in Eukaryota, Viridiplantae, Streptophyta, Magnoliopsida, Cucurbitales, Cucurbitaceae. The record is from RefSeq and is a predicted model, not a curated record.